Messenger RNA from Protopterus annectens (West African lungfish), 1053 nucleotides. It is a transcript of the gene CALM2, whose product is annotated as calmodulin 2. The transcript has 6 exons. Bases 98 to 547 code for a protein of 149 amino acids. The record is from RefSeq and is a predicted model, not a curated record. Gene Ontology annotation, molecular function: calcium ion binding. NCBI's taxonomy places the organism in Eukaryota, Metazoa, Chordata, Ceratodontiformes, Protopteridae.
AUGAGUAGCUGUUAAGAGCUCUUUGAAUUUAGUCUGUAUUGAAUCGGCUAUUGGUUAACAUUCUGCUCUUUGAAAUAAUAGUUUUUUUUUAGCGAUCAUGGCUGAUCAGCUCACAGAGGAACAGAUUGCUGAAUUUAAGGAAGCAUUUUCCUUAUUUGACAAAGAUGGAGAUGGUACCAUAACAACAAAAGAACUGGGCACUGUAAUGAGAUCUCUGGGACAGAACCCAACAGAAGCAGAGCUCCAGGAUAUGAUCAAUGAGGUUGAUGCUGAUGGUAAUGGCACAAUUGACUUCCCGGAGUUUCUGACAAUGAUGGCAAGAAAAAUGAAAGAUACAGACAGUGAAGAAGAAAUCAGAGAAGCAUUCCGUGUGUUUGAUAAGGAUGGUAAUGGUUACAUCAGUGCCGCAGAACUUCGUCAUGUAAUGACAAACCUUGGGGAGAAGUUAACAGAUGAAGAAGUUGAUGAAAUGAUCAGAGAAGCAGAUAUUGAUGGUGAUGGCCAAGUAAACUAUGAAGAGUUUGUACAGAUGAUGACGGCGAAGUGAAGGUUUUGUACAGUGUUAAUUUCUUGUAUAAAUUGUUUAUUUGCCUUUUUCUUUGUAUGUAAUUUAUCUGUAAAAUGUUCUUUACCCAAAAUAUCUACUUGUGUAAAAACUGCAUGUAUAAUGGUUAGAUCAUGUUUUGCUGUCAUAUUUUGUCAUAACCUUUUCAAGCAAGUAACCACGGAAGUGCAUAGAAGACUCCUUGGCACACUUGAUGUGGUAAUGCAUCUUGGCAGAGGUGUGGGCCCCCAUGUUGGAAACAUUUUUUCAGUAUGUUCUUGUUUGAGUUGUAGCUCUGAACUAGAAACAAAUUAUUUUUGGCAUUGCACUACUGUAAAACGGGUGUACCUUCUAGUUACUCGUACAAUAAUGUGUAAGCGUCUGCUCUUAAUGCAUAUUUUGCCACAUUGUAAGCUCUCAAUUUCCAGAAGUUUAUUUGCUUGUCAUAUGUGACUCUAUCAUUCCAGGUUGUAUAUUUUUGUUUUCAAAUAAAAACAUUUUAACUGAAA